AAAGCCAUGAAUGGCUCAGCAGCUAAACUACAGCAGUAUUAUUGUUGGCCAACAGGAGGUGCCACUGUGGCUGAAGCACGAGUCUACAGGGAUGCCCGCGGCCGUGCCAGCAGCGAGCCACACAUCAAGCGACCAAUGAAUGCAUUCAUGGUUUGGGCGAAGGAUGAGAGGAGGAAAAUCCUUCAGGCCUUCCCUGACAUGCACAACUCCAACAUUAGCAAAAUCUUAGGAUCUCGCUGGAAAUCCAUGUCCAACCAGGAGAAGCAACCCUAUUACGAAGAGCAGGCCCGGCUAAGCAAGAUCCACUUAGAGAAGUACCCAAACUACAAAUACAAGCCCCGACCGAAACGCACCUGCAUUGUUGAUGGCAAAAAGCUCCGGAUUGGGGAGUAUAAGCAACUGAUGAGGUCUCGGAGACAGGAGAUGAGGCAGUUCUUUACCGUGGGGCAGCAGCCACAGAUUCCAAUCACCACAGGAACAGGUGUUGUGUAUCCCGGUGCUAUCACUAUGGCAACUACCACACCAUCGCCUCAGAUGACAUCUGACUGCUCUAGCACCUCCGCCAGCCCGGAGCCCAGCCUCCCGGUCAUCCAGAGCACUUAUGGCAUGAAGACAGACGGCGGAAGCCUAGCUGGAAACGAAAUGAUUAACGGAGAGGAUGAAAUGGAAAUGUAUGACGACUAUGAAGAUGACCCCAAAUCAGACUAUAGCAGUGAAAAUGAAGCCCCGGAGGCUGUCAGUGCCAACUGAGGAGUUUUCGUUUGCUGAAUUAAAAUGCUCUGACAUUUCACCCCCCUCCCCAACAAAAAGUUCUUAAAGAGCCCGCAUGCAUUUGUGGCUCCACAAUUACAUCAGCAGAAUGGUCUUAAUUGUUUCGUAAAGUGUGAGACAGAUUAAGUUUUCCCUGAUUUUUCAUGAACUUGAGUUUUUUGUCGUUAUUGUUAUUGUUGUUGUUGUUUUUUUAAUUUAGGUGAAGACAUAUUAAAUAUGAGACACCAGGACUUGAAAACUUAUCUCAACCCGUAGAUGUCUUACAAGUCUUCUAUUUUUGUCUUACUUUUUUUUCCUUUUGGAUGUUGAUAAAGGUUUAAGUUACUGUUUUAGAUGGGGUUAAACAUUCUCACUCAGGUAUGCUGUGCCGGCCUACAGGUUGUGAAUGUGUUUUUAUUCUGAAUUCUUUUAGAAAACAACUGAGGAUUUCAUAUUGUGAAACAGAACAAGUCCACGGCGUGUGCAGCUGCAUGUAGGAGCGUAUUCAAAAGGCCUCAGAAUUCCAGUUUUCCAUGCGUCGAGUUAAACUUUGAAUGUGCCAAACUUUUUCAUAACUUUUGAAUCUUAAUAUUUUGAAAGUCUUAAAGGAGACACUGCAAAGUCUUAGACAAUCUUUGGCAUCUUAAAAUAAAAUAGCAAACCAACUUUUUUUUUUUUUCCAGAAAAUGGUAAAGUACUCAGGAAUCUGGAGACCAGAUAUUGUAAGGAAUGAACAAGGUUGCCACAGUGCAUGUACCCAAUUGUGUUUGCCUCUUGACGUGCCAUCUGUGCGUGACGUGGCAUGACGCACACACACCAGAAUGAUCACCACACCAGAUACCGACUGGUGGUCUUCUCUGCCUGAGACCACCUCUCACUACAUCCAUUAUCCCUUUGCCUUUAACCCUGACAUUCAGUCUUAACACAUUUUUUCUUAAAUAAUUUAUUCAUUCCAGAAUGUCAAGGGUCCAUUUACUAUUUAUUUUUUAAAAAUUGUUGGUGGCAUUAAUUUAAUAAUUCUUAUUUUACGCCCUCCUUCCCCAAAUAACUUUUCAGCCCUUUUCACCUCCUUCUCCUGCUAGAUACAAAAGAUGUACAUAAUGAUUUUAUGUCCCCAGAGCAUCUGGAAGCAUUUCUGAAACUGCGAUACUAUUAAAUACCUAUAUCAUUGUUUCUAAACAUAAGUGUAUAUCUGGCCACAGGGCUGUGUAUUUGGAUGUAGGGGUAUAGUCUUAAACAGGUAUGCCCCUGAGGUUCACUGUGACCUCAAAUCUUUUGCCAGAAUUUUCCCUUAUUCAGUUCAGCAACAAGUAGUAGGGUCUGCAUCAGUGGCAUUUCCCCUGAAUUCCCUUUAGCAGCAAGGGUCAACAGAGGUUACUGCCAGACAGGAGAGUCCUGCAGCCACACCUGAAGCCCAAGGCUUGUGGGCCAUGUAGGAGUCCCAGUGAAGCUGUCAUGGGCUGGCACCUUUACACUGAGUUGUCUUGUCCUAGCUGGCACAUCCAGGGAAUUCUUUGCAAAAUUCACAGGAUGUAAGAAGCUACAUGACAGCCUCAAAGCAAAGAUAGUGGCAAAUAGUCAUGCUACGUCCAGGGAAUGAAAGAAACCACAGGGAAGGAGAAGAGGGGAAAUACAUUCCCUCUAUGGGACGUCCCUACUGCAAACUCCAGAGAACAGGUAACUCCUAGGGCAAUAGAAGAGAUCCCCUGACUGACUCCCUGUACCUGUGGCUACAUGGAGACCAGCCUACGUGUGAACAAGACGAACUGUGUUUGUCACACAAGGAUCCUCCGGGAGACGUGCUGCUGGGCUGGGAAGCAGUGAGGUUUCAGUCCCCAUCUCCGAACUCAAGGGGGCUUGCCAUGCCAUUCUGACCUUCCUGAAGCCAGGACUGGUUGCCUACAGGGUGGGGCAGUCCACCCAGAGUGGUUUGAUGGGCGAUUAUCAGUGAAUGGGACCGUUCACCUCAUGGGACGACCCAGAAUCUGAUCACCAGGACAUAGGAACGGCCCCAUCAGAUUUCUUGAGCCAUUUUGUCACUUGGAAGAAAAUAGUGUACCUUCCUAUUUAUUUAAGAGUGCUCAAGACCAUGCCUAAUGGCAAUAAGUAGGUCUAGCCAAGAUAUCUCCAGCUAUUCCGCUAGCUGGGAGUACUCUCUAUAAGCUGAUUAAGGUACUGAUAGGAAUGUUUUGUUCUUAAUAUUGGUUGGGGAUUAGAACUUUGUUUUUGUACAUUUAUUUGAAAUGAGGAGGAGGUCAUUUUUCUAAAAAAACAAAUGAGUAUUUAUUAUUCUCUUACUGAUCUCUCUGAGUAUAUACCUCUCCUCAGUUCAGUCUCAUGUUUGUUUCUCUUUCACUCUGGCUUUGGCUCUCUCUCACUCCUUUUUUUAUUUUGUUGCAUAGGUAGGGUGUUGUAUGGCUAGCAUUGUAUUGUAUGUAAUUAAUUUUGCACAAAGGCGAACAUUUAGCAUAGUAGGUUAAUUUUGUUUGUUUUUAUGACCAUGCCAAAAUAAUAUUCUGGGCUGGUGGAGAACAAAGGACUGUUCUUUAGGACUGAAACUUGAUUUUGCUUGUAGUAAGGAGGAAAAAAAAACAAAAAACACACACUCACAGAUGUUGUUUCGUAAGUGUUAUAAGCACUGGAUAUAAAUGGUAUUUUUUAUCACUUCUGACUAAUGUGAAACUGUUGUACGAAAACUACAUGAACAAAAGUCAUCUGUUUCGACUCGUGUGGGCUUGCCUCACAGUUGCCGGAUUUGAGUCAUUUUUAUGUCUUGUUAUUUCAUUUAUUUAUGCAAAAUACACGUGUGUAUGAACGCUUUGUUUUAGCUCCAGCUCUGCCUCAGUUCUGGGGCUCAGUUACUUCUAGCCAUAUUCUUAAAAAUGAAAGGCUAUUCAGGAAUGAUCUUUUAUUGGAUCAAACAGUAACUCCGUAUUCGAAUCUAAAUUUUGCGCAUAAGCAGUUUAUUCUAUUUAUUAGCCAAGUUUGGCUCUAAAUACCCACGAAAAUUAAGAAUGACAAUCGUAGGGAUCACUUCACUUUAUUUUCAGCGGGGCUUAAACAAAGUUUUUAUGACUUUACCAUCUCAUUUUAGAUUUUUCUAACUGUGUAAAUAUAACAUAGAAAUAGAAUUUAUUUGGGGUUCAUGAAUACUUAGUGAGAUAUAAGUUAUGUAUUUCCUUUUUGUUCUCUAUCCAUAUAUGUUGGUCCAAACUCGAAGCUGAUGAGACACUGCCUCGCGGGGACGGUGGCUCCAGGAGAGAGCAGUGCAGGGCCUGCAGCCUGGACAGCGGAUGCCUCACUGGGUUCUCAGGCACUGCGGGGCCCACUGUCCACAGACUCAGACCUUCCCCCGGCUUUUCUUAUCGAAAGUUGCGGAAUUGAACACACUAAAUUUCCAGUACAGCUAGGAGAGAGAGUCAAUUAGCUUUGUGAAUUCACAAAAAUCUUCUGAGAUCAUUCUGUGAUUUAAUAGCAAGAGGAAUAAAUGCUGUUAGAAAGGCAAAAAUCUGCUUCUGAGAUUGGCUAUUAAUAAAACUCCCACCAUGCCAGUUCGAUUAAAGAAUGUUAAGCUAUUUUUUUUCAGUGCUCUCUAUUUCACAGUAUCUUCAAAUCAGAGAUAAAAAUUAUCUCCAUUUUGUUAAAGAACUUACAGGAUCAGGGUUUUCCUUGUCACUUAGAAUAGGGGCACUGGCAGACAAUCCUUUCCUUAAAAAAUGGGCCAUAUGGAAUAGGAAGGAAGAAAGUGUGAGAGAAUGCACAAUCAGUCUGCUGACAUGAGCAGCCAGGCUGGCGUUUCUCUAUUUCAUGUGAGAAAUUUCAGAUGCGAGGCGGUGUCCCAUCCAGGGAGGUGCAGAAGCUGUGUUGUUUCCACACGAAUCCAGCUCCACCUCAGAGGAGCACAUCAGUUUGCUUCAUUUGGUAUUUGAUCUUCUCCAUCCUUGUUCUCAGGCCUGACUCAGUCUGCCAGGGUCCUGACACCAACUCCCAGGCCAUGCUCUAAAUUCAGGUGCGUGCUCACAGGGCUAUUGACUUGUCAGAUUCUGGCCUCCCCUGAACAUUUGCCUCAUGGGAGCCUGGGUGUGUGUGAAAAGGGUGUGAUCACUCAAGGGUUGGAAUUAAAAGGCCGCUGCUUCUUGGGAGCACACCCUCCUGAGCAGGGCAGCAGGCUCCAGCUGAAAGCAGGGAUUGUUCUGGGAAGCCCAUUCACUUUCUGUAGCCUAGUCGCUUGAACAUCACAACUGAGGCUGCUUCUCUCAGUUUAUGCAUUUGCAGAGAGUUGACCUCUCCCAACCCAUUAGGGAGCGGAGAAAGAAUCACUAAGUGAUUUUCAAUCAUAUGAGAAGUCCCCUACCAAGUGCCAACAACUGCAGACAAAUGCAGCUAGAGGAAUGUAUCGAAAUUAUUGCUGGGUCUUCCUUUUUAAUGAAAAUGACAAAGAUGGUCGCUGUAGCCUCUCCUGAUUUUGUACAUGCUUGUUAAGGACCGAGUUGGCACUUAAGCUCACUUCUCAAAGUAUAAUAAUGACAUUGUGUGACCUCAUUUGCCCUCUCACAAAAGAACCUGCAUCAUUUCCUUAAGUCCUCUGCCCCUGGCCAUGUUUUCUUCCUUAAUAAACAGCAUCUAUCUGUUAUUUCUGCCGACGAUGUUCUGUUUCCGAUGCCAUAUCCUAUUGAGAGUGCCCCGUGCUCAUGUCACUGAAAUACUGAUAUGCAAACACACUUCCUCUUCCUUUGCCUUGCAUCUUUUCCUCUGGGGACGGACCGCUUUCCAAAAGCUCAUGAACAAGUAUUGGUAAUGCUGGUACCUUUGGGGCAGAGGUAGGGGGCGGGCAGGGUAGGGACAGAAAGGUCAUGCCUCGCACAGAUAUCCGGUGUCCACGGCAGUAUGAAAGCUCGACGGCAACUCAGUGACAUAUCUCGUUCCGUAGUAUCUUAUUCCUGACAAACCACAAGCAUCAAGUGAGGCCUCAGUGCUGGUGCUCAUGGAGCAUGGGGAAUGUGCAAAUAUUUAACUGUUUUGUGUGCUGCACAUUGCAGGUUUGCUCAUGUGCAUUCUCCGUUUGUCUUCCUUCGUCUCAUGUGUUUUUGCUUUUUUGGAAGUGCAGUCUCUAUUGUACCCUUCUCCAGCUUGUAGCAAAUUAGAAUGCUUAGUGUUUAUGUUCAUUCAUUAUUGUAUUUGCCAUGUAAAAUUUUUAUUACCUUAGACAAGCUUAUAAGCUGUUACUACAUAACUUAUCUUACUGUAACUCUUUUAUUUCCCCAACGUUGUAAUUUGUUUGUGAUGUAUAUUGUGAGAUUGUAUUCUAUGUUAAUUUAAUCAGCACAAUUCACUGACAUGCUGGACUGACAUGCUGGCUGCUGUUUCAAAGUGUAAAGUUUGUGUUUAAAGACCCGCUGUUGGGACAACUGCAACCCUGUUGUCAAGGUACUGUGCUUUGGUUCCUAUAGCAACACUGUGGGUGUGACCCUGGAGACCCCAAGGGCAUUUCACACACCCUGGAGCAAAUUUUAACUGCAGAUUUUCUUUGUAGAAAUUCUAUGUAUAAUGCAGGUACCUACUUGGCCCAUGGCUGGUAACUAUUUGGGCAAUUAGAAAAAAAAAAAAACAUAAAAACUAGUGUCUAUUGCUGCUUUGAAUAUGUUUGAAAGUCUGAAAAUGUAAAUAGUUUAUCAAAAAAAAAUCUUGUACAGUCCAGUGUAAAGUUUUUAAAUGACCUUAAGGGUUGCCAUCACAUCUUUCUCACACUCUCCUCUUGAUAAUAAUAAUUAAAAAAAAGUUUGCUAAGGAUUAAAGAAAUGGGAAAAAUAAAAAAAGAAUCUCUUGGAAUUUAAAGGAAUGAAUCAUUGUUCUUAGCUUUGUUGCAUACACAAACUUCUUGGAUUUUGUUGUGCAGUAUUGACGUGAGAUCAAGCUCAACAUUGAAUAAUCCUUCAGUGGUACUUCAAGUCUUCCCCUCCUCUGCCUCAUAAUUAAGGGAAAAGACAAAAUUGAAAGACACACUGUCUUUAUUAUCCUGGUGUAUGUUGGCACCUUAGCUACUUUUUUUUUUCCUUUUUGCACAAGGUGCUUUCCUGAUAUGUUAAACAUGCCAUCUUUGGGUGAUGAUGUAUAUGCCAUGACGGGGCUGCGGCCCCUCAGGGGAGUGUCUAUAAGAACUGCUUAUUUAUGCUCAUUUACCUCAAGACUGUCCUCUCUACCCUAAUCUAGUUGUCAUCACUCCAUCUUUUGUACUGCUGUUGACACUUACAAAUUAAAGAUAAAUUUUGUUUUAUGA
This is a messenger RNA of Carlito syrichta (Philippine tarsier), 7027 nucleotides long. RefSeq names its product transcription factor SOX-6. The coding region runs from base 7 to 750 and encodes 247 amino acids. The record is from RefSeq and is a predicted model, not a curated record. Gene Ontology annotation, cellular component: nucleus. Gene Ontology annotation, molecular function: DNA-binding transcription factor activity, RNA polymerase II-specific; RNA polymerase II cis-regulatory region sequence-specific DNA binding. The transcript is spliced from 3 exons. Gene Ontology annotation, biological process: positive regulation of chondrocyte differentiation; central nervous system development; regulation of transcription by RNA polymerase II. Lineage: Eukaryota; Metazoa; Chordata; Mammalia; Primates; Tarsiidae.